Hypoxylon fragiforme is the source of this 1215-nucleotide messenger RNA. Its product is annotated as S-adenosyl-L-methionine-dependent methyltransferase. NCBI's taxonomy places the organism in Eukaryota, Fungi, Ascomycota, Sordariomycetes, Xylariales, Hypoxylaceae. Bases 1 to 1215 code for a protein of 404 amino acids. Gene Ontology annotation, biological process: ergosterol biosynthetic process. The record is from RefSeq and is a predicted model, not a curated record. The transcript has a single exon. Gene Ontology annotation, cellular component: endoplasmic reticulum. Gene Ontology annotation, molecular function: sterol 24-C-methyltransferase activity.
AUGGCUACCAUCGCUGUAUCGCAACCUCCUGUUACUGCUGCAAUACCCGGCCGGAACGACAGCAGUGAUAGUUCCCGUUCCAGCCAGACUAGCAAUGAGAAGGCCAAGCUCACUUCUCCACUACACACCACAUCGCCAUUAUCCAAGCAGAGCACUGGUCAAGAUGACCGUUGUCAGGUCGACCGCUCUGCCUCACCGAAGCGGUGGAAGACCUUCAUCAAGGCCUUCAAGCAUAUCCACAAUCUGACUCCCAAGGAAGUCGAUGACUUCAUGGCGUCGUAUGAGAUAUACAAUUUGGAUUGGGCUAACGAGGAGGAAAUGGUAAAAGCUUUCGGCCCAGAUUACCAGCAGCGCGUGGGAGAUUGCCUUCGUUCCUACUAUUCGGUGCUCAACCAUCUAUGCAGUCUCGGUGAUGUGGAGAAAAUGUAUAUCCCACCGCUGAUGGACAAGAAGGCUUCAGUCCUCGAUAAUCAGCUGCUGUACGAGGAGUCUGUCGCCAAGGAUAUUAAUUUAAAACCGGGUAUGAAGGUACUCGAUCUGGGAUGCGGUCGUGGGCGUGUUGCUGCCCACAUGACGAGCGUCUGCGGAGCUCAGGUGACGGGCUUGAAUAUCGACGCCAAUCAGAUCGCGCAAGCCAGAGAAUGGAAUGAACGGGUCGGCUUCAAGAACGAAUUCGUGGUCCACGACCAGAAUGAGUUGCCUUUACCCUUUGCUGAUGAAUCCUUCGAUGCAUUUUACGAGAUCCAAGCGCUCAGUCUCUGCAAGGAUACUUCGGCUUCCUUCAAGGAGAUAUACAGAGUGCUGAAGCCGGGUGCCAAGUUCUCGUUAUUGGAUUGGGUCAGCCUUCCCCCGUAUAAUCCGGAAGAUCCUGUUCAUGCGGGACUCAUGCGCCGCGUCAAACCGCUGAUCGGUGCUGUCGGCACUCCGACACCGGUAAGCUUCGAAAAGGCUCUCACGGAUGCCGGCUUCACUGUCACAAAAUCGGACAAUCCUAGCAUAGACGGCCUUCAGGCCCCACUCAUCGACAAGGUUGAUAUCUACUUUCGUUCCGUCCGGCGAGUUAUUCAUGGGCUCGUCCGUGUACGCGCUUUGCCGCCGCACUUUAAGGUCCUAAUCGACAGAUUGUGCCUCGACGGUCAGGCGUUUGUGCAGAUGGAUAAUAUGCGCCUGAUCACCACGACCUACAGGAUCAUCGCAGAGAAGCCAUCGGUAUGA